Molecule: messenger RNA, 1329 nt
Organism: Spirometra erinaceieuropaei
Lineage: Eukaryota; Metazoa; Platyhelminthes; Cestoda; Diphyllobothriidea; Diphyllobothriidae
Source: the annotation of a GenBank genome assembly
AUGCUGGGGUCGCUUUGGUCUCAGGAACGAAAUCAUGAGACGACUACUUUGCCUGCCGCGGGCGACCUUCUCAUGACACCACGUCUGUCACUAUGCAAGAAACAAAUUUGCCAUCCUCGCCAGUGCCUACCCUCUGCCCCCCCUCCCCUCCUCCCCCCUCCCCCCGUGAUCGACUCCGAUGGCCUGAAGAACAAAUUUUACGAGGACCUGCACGCCCUCCUCGCGACUGUGCCGGCGACGGACAAACCGAUUGUCCACGGUGACUUCAACGCCUGCGUAGACAGAGACCACGAUACCGGAGCGGGAGUCCUCGGUCAUUACAGGACCAGUAGCUGUAACGGCCAUGGUAGUCGCCUCUUGCAGGCCUGUACGAAACAAAAUCUUCAACUGACCAGCAAUUUCUUCCACUUUCUGAUCCCAGAGAAGAGUACGUGGAUACGCCCUCGCUGACAUCAUUGGCAGUUGCUGGACUACGUCCUAGUGUCUAAGGAAAUGUGUGCUGCAUACUGCUGGACGGAUCACUGCCUGUACACCUUGAUGAUUAGGCAGCAGCCCCGAAGGAACCCAAAAGGUAAGCGGGUACCAGAUAAGUCAAAUAUUAUUGGAUACGACCGAGUGUCGUUUUGAUUCCACAAUCCCCGGAAUCUCGUCUGGAACCAAUGCGAGCUCCGGAAACGAAUGUCACUGGUGAGAUUCACGGGAAUCGACUGCUGAAGGCCAUUUCGUUCACUGUCCUGGAUUUGCUCGUUUGCGCAAGCAGUCAGCACAGGAGCAGGUUUAAUGAAAACAACGAGUAAAUCUGCAGUCCUCUCUCCAAAGAGAAUGGCAUGUUGCAAUAAAAUGAAGAGGUUCGCGUCUCUCAGGAAGGUCUGCGGUUGACAAACCAACGUACACUUCGGAUGCAUCCUCAGUCGACCAUCCACAAUACCCGACGAGGUCAUUAAAAAGCUCCUCAGAUGAAGGCUCUAGACCGCCUGCCCUCGCUGCUAGAGAUCGUCAAGGCUAUACGCUAGACGUUAAGUACUGGAAGCUGGGGCGACCGCUGCAGAGUAGCUACUGCCGAGACAUAAUGUCGCAGACAACACAUGUACUCGGAUUGUGUCAUUGUGCCCCUUUUGUCAGUGAACAUUAUGGGAACGGAUGGACCUCGCUAGACUCAGUGUAUUGUCAACACGAUCAAAACGUCUCUCAGUUAGCGAAACAUCACUACAGUUACCACCACCACCACCACCACCACCACAACCACCACCACCACCACCACCACCACCACCACCACCACCACCACCACCACCACCACCACCACCACCACCACCACCGGCAAAUUGCUAA